Prunus armeniaca (apricot) is the source of this 261-nucleotide messenger RNA. The record is from the annotation of a GenBank genome assembly. NCBI's taxonomy places the organism in Eukaryota, Viridiplantae, Streptophyta, Magnoliopsida, Rosales, Rosaceae.
AUGGAUGAGAUUAAAGGAAAGCCUAACCCUAAUCCUCGUCUUAUAUGGAGAAAACAAAAAUUCCGCUACAAGAAUGGCAAGACUUCUGAGGACCACGAUGGUUGGCUUUUAGAUGAAUACAACAUUUUCGAAAAGGCUUGCAAGAAUCGCAGAAGUGCCGCUUAUGAUCAAGAAUAUUUGAUCCAUACCAAUUAUCAAAGCUUCAUCAUUGAUGAAUUGUUUGAAGAACUAGAACACGAGUUUUCGUUGUUAUUAUCGUAA